AUGGUCGCCAAGAUCGGACUGCUCUUAGCCGGCGCAGCGCUUGCUGCCGCUGGUGGUGUCAAUCGCAGUCUUCCCCUUCCUCCUGGCACCCGAACUCUCAAAGUCCUCGCUUCUCUAGCCACAGAUACAGCCGUUACCGGCACUGCCGCAGUGUACGGAAUCAAUGACAAUGAGAAUGCCAAUGGCGGCCUUGGAUGCCGGGCCUACUACGGCGAUGGCAGCGCCAAUGAUGGCUGGCCGUCCAUCAGCCAAUGGGUCUCGUUCAACUACAUCUGGCAAGUCAACUACAACAGCAUUCAGAACUCGUGUAGCCAGUACGGCGUACCCAAUCUCUCUGAUGACGAGAUGAACGACCUAGAGAACGGCAUCAACGACAUUGCUAACCAAUACAACAUUGAUCAUCGCUUCAUUCUGGCCGAGAUUUUGACGGAAUCGUCCGGCUGUGUUCGAGUCCCCACUACAGGUGGCCCAGCGACUGGCAUCUGGAACCCUGGUCUCUUGCAAGACUUUGAUGGAUACUACACCUGCAACUGCAAUACUUACAACGGCGUGUACAACGAGUACGGUGAGACCUGUGGUGUGGUCGACCCCUGUCCAGCAGACACAAUCAGCAACAUGAUUCGAGAGGGCGCCGUAGGUACUGAUAAUGGAGUCGGUCUUAGCUUCCUUAUCAACGCAGCUGAGGCUCAGGGUGCCCAGGACGCACAGGUCUUUUACGUUGCAUCUGAGUGGUACAAUCAAGGAGAGUACUCGCCCAACUCUACCCAGUACUAUCUACAAAACUGGGCAUGUGUUGUAGCCGGCCCUAAUGGAAGCCGCCGAAUCCAUCCUGGAUUUGGUAAUGCUGCGGAAGGCCAAGCAAUAGAUUUGAGAGACGAAGAGGCAGUAGCAGUUGCCGACAUCACGUAUCAAAACCUGAAGGAUGAUGUUUUACCAGACCAGUUGCGUUUCACCAACCACAUUGCCUCGCUUGACGAAUUGAGCAAAACGUGA
This is a messenger RNA of Trichoderma gamsii, 993 nucleotides long. RefSeq lists its product as hypothetical. The record is from RefSeq and is a predicted model, not a curated record. Lineage: Eukaryota; Fungi; Ascomycota; Sordariomycetes; Hypocreales; Hypocreaceae. Bases 1 to 993 code for a protein of 330 amino acids. The transcript is spliced from 5 exons.